Molecule: messenger RNA, 3113 nt
Organism: Lytechinus variegatus (green sea urchin)
Lineage: Eukaryota; Metazoa; Echinodermata; Echinoidea; Temnopleuroida; Toxopneustidae
Exons: 8
Coding region: 143-1564 (473 amino acids)
Source: RefSeq, a predicted model, not a curated record
CUGCUCAGCCAGAUAUACUAUGUAAACGGGAUUGCUUGGUUUUUCAAGUAUACGGUACUGCAUUGAACACCAAUAAUUAUCUGAUCGGGAUAAAUCUGGGUAUCCCAAAUUCUAUUAGAAUCCUGUAUACACACCAAGGAACAUGGUGAACGGGAGUUAUAACAGUACUACUACCGCAGCCCGGGAAGCAAAUUCAAAUAAUGGAAACAGGAUAUAUCGUGGUUGUGUCUCAAGGGCAUUUCAGGUGACAGGUAUAUUACACAUUGUUGCUGGAGCCCUGUCUAUAGUAUUUGGUAUAGCUGCCAUCGUUCUUAAAGCCUUUGCCUCAUAUGUUGCCAUUCCUAUUUGGGGAGGCUUGCUGAUCUACAUAACAACUGGCUGUCUUGGGGUUUCAAAUUUCUGCAAGCCUAAAAGCAAGAAAAUUGUGAUUGCUUAUCUUGUGAUGUCCACUAUUUCUGCCAUCUUUGCCUUCCUCAUGAUCAUCACAUUUGGGAUCUUUCUCGCAUCAGACGACAAUAGCUGGGAUAUAUUUAUUUGUCAUCCGCUUCCUUUAUCUUACUGCGAGAGCAACUCAUGGUCCCGUAUGCUCAUCGAUGGCUUGUUGAUCUUCAUUUCCUUCCUAGAGGUGGCUUGCGGGGCAACAUCGGCCUCUAUGGCAUGCUACAAGGCAUGCAAGUGUUGCCGACGUUGCUGCAGAGCUUGCACGGACGACCCUGGAAACUCAAACAUGGUCUAUUUUGCAGCCAAUAUGGGAGGUACACCAAUGAUGGCAGUACCUAAUACACAGUGUUCAAGACCCAUCUAUGUUCCAAGUGGGAUGCCGGGAAAUGCUAGCCAGCCUGGUCAGUUUGUGUAUCUAGCGCCGAACCGUCAGGCUCAGUCUUAUGUAACUAUGCCAGUAGGUGCCCAACAGAGCCAGAGUAUCCCACAGCUCUCACCACCCCCUCAAUAUCAACAAAGUCCACAACAGCAGCAGGUGCAACAGGCUGUACAGAAUCCGCAACAGUCAAGUGGCCUUCCAUCUGGACAAGUAGACUUCAACCAGGUCCAAGCUGCAGGGCAGAUGCAACCUCAAGGUCUAACUCAGUCUCAGUCAGUCCCGGAAAAGCAAUCACUGGAACAGCCACAGGUUGCUGGAGUUGGCCAGCAAGUGAGUGGUCCUCAGCCAGGAAAUGUUGGCAAUGUCCAAGGUCAGAUGCAGCCUCAAGUUCUUGCUCCAACCCAGCAACUACAACAUCCGCAACAAGCUGGAAUGGCUCCAGCGAUGAGUGGCCCCCCGCAAGUCGGCUUUGUCCAGGUGCAAGGACCCGGAGGACAGAUUCAGAUGAUCCCUGCCCAAGCGCUUUACCCUCAAGUAAUGAUGGUACAAGCUCCUCAGCAGCAGUCUGCACCUGCUCCGCAACCUGCGCAGCCACUUGGACCGACUCAGCAGCCAGUUAAACAGGUAACAGCGCCCACUAUGUCAGCUGAAGAUCAAGCAGAGGAAGCAGCCAGUGAACCGGUGGAUAUCCCUUCCGGUCAGGUCUCUUCGGGUCAGUUUAGCGAUGAUGCCGCACUCAUUUGAGCUCAUCUCUGAAAUGAUACAUUCUAAAGGAUUGUAUUUCUUUGCCUAAAUCACAAUCAGUCUUUGUAUGAAUUAUCAGUUCUGCUAGAUGACAAUUUCACUGUAGCAUCCAGUAGUGUUUGAUCCAUAUGUAUGUAUAAAUGUGGCUUGUGUAUAUUUUUCACAUUUUCUAACAUUUUUUAUUAAUUACUCGUGAAUGAAAAAGAAAAAGAAGGAAUAAAGAUCAAUUCCUUUUUAGAAUUAGUGACAUGGUACUUGCCAAAAUAGUUGAAUAUUGAUAAAAUGUAUUUUUUAACUUAAAUGAUAAUGGGUUUAAUGGUUCAUUAUAUCUAUAGGCCUACCGGUACUUUCAAUAUUUCAAAUAUUUAUGUGUGAUUUGGUCUAUUUUAUAUAUAUUUAUAUUUGAUAAACUUGAAUGAAAAUUUGUAUCUUUUGUAAAUACAUUCUUCUAUAUGUAUUUUGACUACUCAAACAUGGCAUAAAAUACAUACCCUGAAACUGUAUUUUAAAACUUUUAAAACUUUUGCGAAUUCCUCUGAAGAUGACAAGAUCACACUUGUUGAAAUGUUAAGUUGGAAGGUCCUUCUCAGGACAAACACAUGCCCACAAAAGAAUAAAUGGUGUACCGUAAAUCCGCUACACUUAUUUUUUCUUUGUCAUGGUAACCUUCAGGACUUAUUAAUGUAGUUUACGGUACAUCCUCUAUGAUUUCAUUGCAUCAGUGAAAUAUAGGUUGUCCUCUCUUUUUCGUAUUUUUAUGAAAAAUCUGUUUAUUCAGAAUCAGAAAUUAAUUUACACAAAAUUGAGCUGCAUUCACUAGUACUAGGAAUAAUAGAAUGUAUAUGAUUGAGAGUCAGAGAUGUAGAUUAGUAUUUAUUUAAUUCUUUUUCAGUAUUCAUUGAAUACUUUUUCAAUAUCUUUAAAUAGGAGUAAGGUGUCUCAGAAAACUCUAAUCUCAAUCUUGUACAUGCAUUAUACACAGUCAAGAUCAACCGAAACUAAAGGAAGAUUAUUAAAUUGCUACUCAAUAUCUACAUGUAUAUAAAAACUUUGCAAAGUAUUGCUUGAUUGCUAUACUGCAUAAUGACAUAGAAAUUGCAGAUUUUUUUAAUACCGGAUAUUUAUGUGCAUGCAUCUGUGCAAUACUAAAUUAUAUAUGUUGUAAAAUCAUUUGAUUUAAAAGUUCAUUCAACUUAACAUUGAUAUGAUGGAUGGGAAGAUCAGAUAUAAAAUGAAAUUGUAAUAGUUUAAGGGCUGAAAAAAAAUAAUGUGAAAAAUAUUUAUUUCACAAUUUAUAUGAAACAUGCCAUAUAUUCUUGGUACAUGCCCCCUCCCCCACCUCCCCCCCCCCUUAUAUGUUAAAUGUUUCCAUACAAACCCAUCUCCUUCACGGUUUUGUUUAGUGGAUUUUUGUAAGCCAAUAGCUGAAUUUUCUUAAAGGUGUGUGUAAUCUAGCAGCUGUAAUAUGAAAUCAGGGCCUCGUCUUACAAAGAGUUACAGUUGAUCCAAUCAGUUGUAACUCUAUGGAAAUCCAUCAGUGUCAUAAUUU